Messenger RNA from Tetrahymena thermophila SB210, 1934 nucleotides. RefSeq lists its product as hypothetical. The transcript has 2 exons. The record is from RefSeq and is a predicted model, not a curated record. NCBI's taxonomy places the organism in Eukaryota, Ciliophora, Oligohymenophorea, Hymenostomatida, Tetrahymenidae.
AAUUAGGUGAUUUAGAGUAAAUGGAAUAAAGGAACAUUAGAUAUAAUUUGAAAAUUCAUUAUGUGAGAAGUAGUUUCGGCACCUGCUAUAAUUAUUUUUCAUAAAUGACUUAACUAAUUUAGUUGGAAGGUCUAAAGUUUAGUUCAGAAAAUCUUAGCGAUUUAGGAGGAAAGCGAGGAGUAGGUUCAUUUUUUGAAUGCUGCUGCUAUGUAGAUCCUUAAAAAUGGACUUCCGAAUAACAAAUUCACAAAGCCAUUUAUACUAUCUUAUAAAGUAGAAAUAUGUUUCCUUCAAGAGGUUAUGAAGAGAGACUUAAAGUUGAAUAAUUCUGUAAAUCAUAAAGCGAUAUAAUGCCUUAGACUUUUCAUACUAAUUAAUUUCCGACUACUCAAAGUACAUUAAUUACUUAAAGGUAUCCUAUGUAAGAUUUAGAGAGAUAUUUAUCUGCUCCUAAUCCAUUUAUAAACUAAGAUGAUUUCUUAUAAGAGUCUGAAAAAGAAACUACUUGUGAUGUUACUUCAUAAGACAUACUUUCCUGCAUAGAUCAAAACAACAAUAACUUAAAUUAUAAUGAUAGUAUAAAUUUAUUUGCAUAAACGGAAGUGAGUCAAUAAAAUAAAAAUGAUUAAAGAGGAUUGAAUAGCUAAAUUGAUAUUUUUAGCAAUUAAUAACACCAAAAUGGGUUGAUAUAGACUUAAAAGGAAUCAAAUUAAAAUGCUUUUCUUGAUGUUUAAGAAUCAGAUAAAAGCUAUCAAGAUGAAUAAAAAUAAAAUCCACUGCCCUCACCAUCUUCUCAUUCCUCAUAAAAUAAAUGGCAUCCUAGUAUUUUAAAAGAUAAUACUGAAAGCAGUAUAAUGUCUUAAUAAUAAGAUCUUAAUUUAGAAUAAUCUUCAAUAAAUUAAAAUACGGAAUAUUCAGCAUUGCAAAAAAAUGAAGAAACCAAUUAAAAAAUAGAUGUAUCUCUAAAUAAAUCUAAUGAUGAUUAUAUUUCAGAAAAUAAUUCAUCAACAUAAAAAACAUAAAAUAAACUAGUAGUAGCACAAGAGAAUAUUGAAACUAGAGCAGAAGAAGAAGAAGAAGAAGGACAAGAAAAAGAAAAAACUAAAUCAAACAAUUUUAUUUAAACUAUUGAAAUAAAUAAACUAGUAGCAAUAGAACAUGUUCAAAAGAAAAAAGAAGAAAGAUAAGAAAAAGAAGAAAAUAAAUCUAAUGAUAUUGCUUAAGCUAUUUAAAAUAACAAUUCUUUUAAUGAUGAAGAAUCAGAAAUCAAUUCUUAAAUUCAUCUGAAUAAUACUUAAUGCCAUUCUAUAACUUCAAAUAAAUUAAAAAAUACUGAUGAUAGCAGAAACCUAGGUGAGUCAAAGUUAUAAGAAAUCAAUCUCAGUGACUCUGAUAUCAAAUAUGAAGAGUAGAAAGAUCAUGUUCUGAAUAUACAUUAAAUGAAAACUGUAGAUAUGCAGCAAGAAAAAGAACAGGUCUAUAAUGAAUAAACAAACUAUUAGAUUAAAAUGCUUAUAAAAGAAGUAAACUUAUAAAAAUAGAAAAAUCAUUAGCUUCUAAAAGAAAAAGAAAAAGACAAAGAUAAAAUAAAUAUUUUAGAAUCUAGUGCUACUUAAUAUAUAGCAGAAAAUUGUGAGUUAAAAUAAUAAGUAAUUGAAUUGAAAUAAAAAUUAGCCUAGACUGAAGUAAGAGAUUUUGAUUAAGAUAUUUUAUCUUAAAAUAUUGCUUAGUUAUAAUAGAUAAACUAAGAAAAGUACGAGCUAAUGUAACAACAAGAGAAAAGCUCAGAUAUAUUUAAGGAUUUGUACAUAAAAGAGUUAGAGCAAACUCUAAAUCAAGCUAGAGAUGAAAUUUUAUUUUUGAGGAAGGAACUAUCACAAAAAAAUGAGAUGUCCGAAAUCCUUAAAUAGAUUCAGUAAUCUUUAAAAAAAUGA